Molecule: messenger RNA, 1789 nt
Organism: Corylus avellana
Lineage: Eukaryota; Viridiplantae; Streptophyta; Magnoliopsida; Fagales; Betulaceae
Product: fatty acyl-CoA reductase 3-like
Biological process (GO): long-chain fatty-acyl-CoA metabolic process; suberin biosynthetic process
Cellular component (GO): intracellular membrane-bounded organelle
Molecular function (GO): alcohol-forming very long-chain fatty acyl-CoA reductase (NADP+) activity
Source: RefSeq, a predicted model, not a curated record
CUUAACCUCCUUCUUCUUCUUCUUCUUCUCUGAGAUAUUUCUCCUCCAUGGAGUUCGGAAGUGUAGUGCAGCACCUUGAAAACAAGGCCAUUUUGGUCACUGGUGCCACUGGUUUUCUGGCAAAGAUUUUUGUGGAGAAAGUGCUAAGGGUACAGCCAAAUGUGAAGAAGCUCUACCUUCUCCUAAGAGCCCCGGAUGCUAAGUCAGCCGCACAACGUUUUCGUAGCGAGAUCAUAGAGAAGGACUUGUUUAGAGUGCUGAAGGAAAAAUGGGGUAAGAAUCUUUCUUCUUUUAUCUCUGAAAAGGUAAGUGUGCUGCCUGGGGACAUCUCUCUUGAAGACUUGGGCUUGAAGGAUUCAAGUUUGAGGGAAGAGCUCUGGAAUCAAAUUGAUGUCAUUGUCAACUUAGCUGCAACUACCAAUUUUGAUGAAAGAUAUGAUGUUGCAUUGGGCGUCAAUACAUUAGGAGCUAAGCAUCUUAUAAGCUUUGCUAAAAAAUGUGUUAGAAUCCAAGUGAUUCUCCAUGUAUCGACAGCCUAUGUAUGUGGGGAAAAAGGAGGACUUAUAUUAGAGAAGCCAUUUCGCAUGGGUGAAACACUCAAUGGGACCCUCGGAUUAGACGUGGAAGCAGAGAUAAAGCUUGUGGAGGAAAAACUGAACGUCUUUCGAGCCAUUGGAGCUACUGAAAAGGAAAUUACGAUGGCCAUGAAGGACAUGGGCAUGGAAAGGGCAAAGGUUUAUGGAUGGCCAAACACAUACGUAUUUACAAAAGCAUUGGGAGAAAUGCUGAUUGGGCACCUGAAAGAAAAUCUAUCAGUGGUAAUCGUACGGCCCACCAUUGUAACCAGUACUUACAGAGAACCCUUCCCCAGCUGGAUUGAAGGUGUCAGGACUAUUGACAGUCUAAUUGUUGGGUAUGGUAAAGGAAAACUAAAAUGCUUCCUUGGGGAUCUUCAGGGAGUCAUUGAUUUGAUACCGGCUGACAUGGUGGUAAAUGCUAUAAUCGUAGCCAUUGUGGCUCAUGCAAAUCAGCCUUGUGAUAUAAUUUACCAACUGGGGUCUUCAAUAAGAAAUCCUAUGAGAAACAUCAAUCUUCAAGAUUUCGGUUUCCGUUACUUUACUCAAAAGCCUUGGAUAAGUAAGGAUGGAAAACCUGUCGUGGUUGGCAAGAUGUUAGUGUUAAGCAACAUGGAUAGCUUCCGCAGAUACAUGGCAAUUCGUUAUUUGCUUCCAUUAAAGGGACUAGGAUUGGUGAAUGCAGCAUUUUGUCAGUAUUUCCAGGGAAGGUAUCUUGAUCUCAGUCGAAAGAUUAACUUCGCGAUGCGAUUGGUGGACCUUUAUGAGCCUUAUUUGUUCUUCCAGGGCAUGUUUGAUGACAUAAACUCGGAAAAGCUGCAAAUGGCAGUAAGAGAGAGUGCUGCAGAUGCAGAUUUGUUUUACUUCGAUCCAAAGUGCGUGGAUUGGGAAGACUACAUGAUUAAUGUCCAUUUUCCUGGUGUGGUAAAGUACGUUUUCAAGUAAUACGUACCCACAACUGCGCUAUAGUGUAAUAGUAAUAUUGCGUUUCCAAAACGUGGAUUUGGAUUUUGAAAUAUAUAUUUGUGUUCUUAGAGCAAUUUAUCUUGUUAGUUUUGCUCUAAGGCUUGCAAUAUGAUAAGUUUAAGAACUUUUGUCAAGUGUAUCAAUUAUUAUAAUAUAAUAUUCUAGUAUAUUUCUACAGGAAUAUGAUGGGUUUGUGGCUAAUAUGAUAAGGUCAUAAAUGGAGAAACAUCUACUUUCGUUUUGUAAUU